CCCUUUAAACAAAACAAGCUAUUGCUCAUGAAGUUCAUUGAAAAUUCUUAGAAAUAAUCGCUUCGAAAUCAUCGCUAUCUUCUGGGAUUGAAAUCCUUGUUUACGAAAUUGAUAUUUCUAGUUCGGCUGUCUUGAAUUACGGCGGUCAACGAAAUAAAACAUGCGUAGACAUAAACCUCUGCCACGUGAUCUGCUCAUAAUCAUAAUCAUUUGACAACAUAGUGACAUUGAUUGACAUCUGGUACAUGAUAAUUGAUUGGACUAUGGAUGUGAACCCCAUAGCAGAUGCCAACAAAGGUCUCUUGAAGACCCCUGGGUACUAUUGCGCAACUUGGCAAUUUGGCAAUUUUGUCGAGGAGGAAAAAAACAAACAAUGGCAUUUUAUGACCGGUUUAUCCACAGGUUCAUGGCCUUGUUCAACCCAAAAAAAGGUUUUAUUAUACUAUCUGCUAUUUCGRCGCUGACAAUGUUUGUACUGAUUAUCCUGCAGUCAGRAAUAAUGAAAAUGGACAACAGACACAACAGGAUUGAGGAAUCUUCCCUUUCUCCUAUAAAAAAGUCAGGAAUAAUGAAAAUGGACUACAGGAUUGAGGAAUCUUCCCUUUCUCCUAUAAAAAAGGAAUCAAAGUGGGAAAGGUGCAAAAAACUUAUUUCUGGUGAAGAAAACGUAAAUAAAACUUCAAUCACAAAGAACGACUUUAAAAUCCUCGAUGUCUACAAGYCCGAUGAAAAUUGCGACAACGUUUUACACACUCGUUUUGCUCAUCCUAAUGUGACGAAAGAAGAAACGAAAUUACCAAUCGCUUAUGGCUUCACAAUCUACAAAGGUGCCUCUCUGUUUGAGAGGAUUCUCCGGGCUAUCUACAUGCCACACAAUGUUCACUGCAUUCACAUCGACAAGAAAUCCCCAGAAGUCUUUUAUCGAGCCAUCCAGGCCAUGAUACGUUGUCUGCCUAAUGUAUUUAUUGCAGCCAAGAGAGUUGAUGUUGUAUGGGGACAUUUCUCAAUUGUUCAAGCUCAGUUWGAAUGCAUGAAAGAACUUUUAGAAUCAUCAGUGAAGUGGAAAUAUUACAUUAGUUUAAUUGGACAGGAUUUUCCGCUAUACGAGAACAAACAAAUCGUAGUAGCAUURAAAAUGCUCAACAACACAAAUAGCAUGGAGAGUWUCCCCAUGCCGAAACAUAACGAAGAACGAACUAAAAAAGUCCACAUUUUAAAUGGCGGUCUUGUUCAAAGGACCGGGACUGAAAAGUCCCCACCRCCACACAAUGUAUCUAUCUACAAAGGAUCUACACACAUCGUAGYCAUUAGAGACUUUGUCAGGUUUGUUCUCUACAGCAAGGUUGGGAAAGAUUUCACUGAAUUCCUAAAAGAUACCUAUGUUCCUGAUGAGACUAUUUACGCCUCCUUACAACAGCAUCCACAGGCCCCAGGAGGGAUCCGUGGGGAACAGCCAGAACAUAUMRCACGUGCUUUGYMSUGGWWUGAYSRAMRURYCRGGUGUUACGGAGAAUGGGUACGAACGUUGUGUUGGWUAUCURUGAAAGAUUUGCAGUGGGCUUUGGGCAAAGACAUGAAAAACAAACUUUUUGUCCACAAGAUUCCGUUUGACCAUAAUAAAGACAUACUAGAAUGUCUUCUUGUUGCAAGACAAGGAAGAGAAUACGGUUUUGUCGUUUGGAACGCAAGCGCAACGAUUUCGUAAGACAGCUGAAAUAAGUAAUUAAAAUAUGUUCCGAUAGACGAGAAAGCAAACCUGAUAAGGGAUUUUUAAGUAAGGGAAUGUCUAUUUUAAUUGGAAUUUAAAUAGUCUUAAUUUAAGGGAAGUUUAUUGGAACAGUAACAUGAUCAAUAGGAAAAUAGCAUAACAAUGCAUAACAUAGGAAAAAAUAGUUAGAUUAUAAACGAAUAUAAUUCGAGUAUGAGUUUACUAUUACUAGAUCUAAGAAUCACUGGCAUCAUGAGUGUUCUUCGGAUUUUUUAUAAUUCUUGACAACGAACACUAGUCUACCGAGACUCUAAAGAUUACUCCAAUCAUGAGUGAAAAGUCCCUUCACACCCACGAGUUACUUUAGUUACUUGAAACAUAAUCCUCUCCCCAUCCCCUCAGGGUCAAUUUUAGUCAUACAACACAAGCUGAACUGAAGUUUUGGAAAUUCAAACUUCCCGCCUCAUUAAUUACGAAAGCUCUGAUUGGUUCAUAACAAGUUGGUCAGCCAUUCUCUCUUUAGUUUUAGAAGACAAUUGGUGACUAUUAAAGGCGAUUUUAGAUUAACGUAAAAAGUAUAAGGAUAUUGAGCAUUUUGUUCUGUCAUGGUAUAGUUAUAUUUACUAGCCUAUGUUUUUUAUAUGUUUGUUUACACAUGUUUUUUGAGUAUCUCAUAUUUUUAUAGUUAUAUUUUACUAUUGUUCUCAGUUUUGAUAUAGUGUAGUCAUUACUGUAUUGUAUUGUAUUUUACUUUUUAGGUAUGAGGACCACUUAUUAGUGCAAAUUGUUAACUGACAAAAAGCUUAAGCAAAUUGUAAACAUGGCUUUGAAUGAGCUGACAACAAUUUGAAAUAUUGGUGAAUAUAACUGUUCAUUUUAACACUCACUAUAAGCAACUUAUGCAGUCGCAAAUUGAAAGACUCAGAAAAAAUUCUGAAAGAAACGCUUCGAAAAGAAUCAAAAACAUCAAAGAAAUGCAGGAAACAAAUUCAUGGCCAUCAAAUAUGACUUUCUUUAACAUUUCCAAAUAAAAAGCAUGUGAGUAAGA
This is a messenger RNA of Actinia tenebrosa (Australian red waratah sea anemone), 2756 nucleotides long. RefSeq names its product N-acetyllactosaminide beta-1,6-N-acetylglucosaminyl-transferase-like. NCBI's taxonomy places the organism in Eukaryota, Metazoa, Cnidaria, Anthozoa, Actiniaria, Actiniidae. The record is from RefSeq and is a predicted model, not a curated record. Gene Ontology annotation, cellular component: membrane. Gene Ontology annotation, molecular function: acetylglucosaminyltransferase activity.